Molecule: messenger RNA, 3089 nt
Organism: Gallus gallus (chicken)
Lineage: Eukaryota; Metazoa; Chordata; Aves; Galliformes; Phasianidae
Gene: SAR1B
Product: secretion associated Ras related GTPase 1B
Exons: 8
Coding region: 1541-2137 (198 amino acids)
Biological process (GO): vesicle organization; membrane organization; endoplasmic reticulum to Golgi vesicle-mediated transport
Cellular component (GO): endoplasmic reticulum exit site; COPII vesicle coat
Molecular function (GO): GTPase activity; GTP binding
Source: RefSeq, a predicted model, not a curated record
GCGUGCUGCGGGGCGGCCGGGCCCGGGGCAUCAGGUACGGAGAGCGGCCGCGGGGACGGCGCUUCGGUGCGGCCGGGGUCGGGCCGGGCCGGGCCGACGGCGGUGGUGGCACGGAGAGGGCCGGAGGGAGCGGCGCGCGGAGGGGUUUGAUCCGCGCUGGGUGCCCCUCCCGUCAGCUUGGUGUCGCCUUCCUCGCAAAUAGCGCUAAAAAAAUACCCCUUGUCGUGGGAAGAUCGAUGAGCUUCGCGUUUCUGCCCGAUGCUUCGCUCCUGUUAGUUUUCUCCCCGCGCUCCUAGCAACAGAAAGAUCCAUUGUUCUCUGGGUCGGCGAUGCUGAGCUGACAGCUCUGAAGGCUGCGAUGUGGCGUGGUGUGUCUUCUUCGGGCUCUCACGGCUGUGUCAGGCUGCUUUGGGAACUGCUGCAGUGGGCCCCACUUUGAGACUAUGAUCUGAGAGCAACUUCUGUGAGCUGGACUGCGACUGAAGCACUUACUCAGCUGCUUUCAGGGCCUCGUGUGCCUGUUGCAGUGCUGUCUUGACACAUAAACUGUGUACUUUGCAGUUUCAGAUGUGCUUUGGAUCAGUGCUAACUUCAAAUUGUUGUCUCGGAAUAAAGGAUGCAGUAGAGCUAAGUAUAUGUCACGCAAUACAUGAUCUUUGUUAUUCAGCCCAUUUAGUAGCAGCACUGUGCGAUUGCUCCUUCUGAAAUCUCAGAGAUGACUUGCUAUCAAAAGAAUGAUUAAAAUAUCCAAAGAAAAUCCGCUGUGAGCUCAUUUUCAGACUAUGUUGCUUCCUCAAGCAUAGUGUCAUAGGAUAAAUCUGAUUGAGACAGCAAAUUGUCAUUUUACUCACCAAAUUUGUUAUGGAUUUUCAUUUCUGCUGUGCAGAAUUAAGGUGAUCUUAUUUGAAACGCCAAUUUAGGUGAUCAUUUUUGGAUUAUAGAUUAAAAAAAAACCCAAACACACCCACAACAGUGGAUUUUAAGCACUGGUUUGCAAAUUGUUUCCAGUAGAGCGUGUUCUCAGGGAGCAGAUCGGGGUUCCUUUGGUAGCUCUUGGUGCACUGACUUCCAGCUGCUGUAUGAGGUGUGUGAUAGGGUGCAGUUGGCUGCUGCCUCCUAGUUGUUCCGUAUAGGGAUUGAAAGCUGUCUUUACAAGGCUGCUGUCCUUCCUCUCUUAUCUGAAGGUUUGCACAUUUGAGAAGUAAGCAUUAUUCUGUUUCUGGAAUGUAAUAAUUACAUUUUAGCCAGGAAAAUGCAGGAAAAUGCAGAUCCAAGGCAGGGGCAAAAAUCCCUGCUUCUCAUAGGAGGAAAAGGAAACAUGGAACAUCUGUGAGCAAGUUUGCUGGCUCAUCCCUUCUGUCAGCAGCAUUUUGCAGAAGAUGGGCUGGAGGGGCUCCUCAGGGGACACAAGGGACAUUUUGCUUGUGAAGUAAUGCUAGCCACAGUUCUUAAAGGUGUUUGGAGGUGGCAAUCAUCUGUUGAUGCUAACACAUUGUCCUCAUAUUUCUGAGAAUCCACAAGUGGACUAAAAGAUUCAGAUAUGUCCUUCAUAUUUGAUUGGAUUUACAGUGGUUUCAGUAGCGUAUUACAGUUCUUAGGACUGUACAAGAAAUCAGGCAAACUAGUUUUUCUUGGACUGGACAAUGCUGGAAAAACUACACUGCUGCACAUGCUCAAAGAUGACAGACUGGGACAGCAUGUCCCCACACUACACCCCACUUCAGAAGAGCUGACAAUUGCUGGUAUGACUUUCACUACUUUUGAUCUGGGUGGACAUGCUCAAGCUCGCAGAGUGUGGAAAAACUAUCUGCCUGCUAUUAAUGGCAUUGUGUUCUUGGUGGACUGUGCGGAUCAUGACAGACUGCUUGAAUCAAAAGAAGAGCUCGAUUCACUAAUGACAGAUGAAACUAUUGCUAAUGUGCCUAUCCUAAUCCUUGGUAAUAAGAUUGACAGACCUGAAGCCAUCAGUGAAGAGAGGUUACGAGAGAUGUUUGGUCUGUAUGGCCAGACAACAGGAAAGGGCAAUAUACCAUUGAAAGAACUGAAUGCAAGGCCACUAGAAGUGUUCAUGUGCAGCGUGCUAAAGAGACAAGGCUAUGGAGAAGGAUUCCGUUGGAUGGCACAGUACAUUGAUUAAUGCCAAGAUCACAUUAGUUCAUCCUGUCCCAUGUCUGAAUAUUAAGUCUGCUCCUUAUUUGAUCACUCAGUGUAUGCAACUUGGAUUCGUUUGACUGUUUAGUUAUAAAAGCAUACAUUUUUACAUAAUUGUAUCUCCUAUGCUAAAUUGUAAGUGUGAGGAUUGAGAAAUUCUUUCAAGCAAGUUUGUAAGUUGAAGUACCACAACAUGUUAGCUUUCUAAUCCCAUACAGCAUUCUUUUGCAACUUUUAAUUUAACAAGUCUCCAGCACCAUUUUUGGACAGAGCAACUUUCCAGUACAGUAUGUUUGAAUGCACUUUUUAACAGCUAAAAACUGCAAACGUGAAAAAUAUUUAAUGCUUAUCAUGUUAAAUUUUUUUAUGUACUUUUUUGAAACUGGUUUUAUAACUUUAGAGUAUAUAACCAUCUUUCAAGGAAUAAUAAAUAAUUAGCUGAUGGAUAAUUGCAUGAUGCCUUACAGUUUUCAAUAAUAUACUUUCUUAUGCAACGUCAUGCAAUAAAUUUAAAUCCAGUUUUUGGCAACUUUAAUGGAAAAUGUUUCAUUUUAAUGUGUCUUAACUAGUGAGGCUGUCUGACCAUCUGAAUAUGGGGGAUGUUUUCCUGAAGCAAAGGAGGCCACGAAGUACUUUCACUGUAUAUUAAAGAGUAAGGUGUUUCCUUCAGACUACCAAAUUGCAUCUCCUUUAGGAUCUCACAUUAAUAGAAGGGAACUCUAAUCUGAUGCCCUUAUAACUACCACCUUUAAAAAGUACAGAUCACAGAAAGCAGUUGUGCCAAUGUAGAUCUCGAACUAAUAUAAAAAGUGGUCUUACUCUACUGGUACCUUGACUUAUACCCCUGAAAUGACACAAAAUUGCAAUUAACACUAGUACUACACUAAAUUAUUCUGUUCUUGGUUGAAGUAGAUUUGGAUUCUACCAGAAGAUUUGCC